Molecule: messenger RNA, 1405 nt
Organism: Xylaria bambusicola
Lineage: Eukaryota; Fungi; Ascomycota; Sordariomycetes; Xylariales; Xylariaceae
Exons: 1
Coding region: 290-1288 (332 amino acids)
Source: RefSeq, a predicted model, not a curated record
UCACAGCUUACAUAGUAACCACCAACGAGUCUCGUCUCGACAAGGCCGUCACAGUUCAUAGCGACGUUACCUAACGAUACAUUGUCAAGUCGCAGAGAUAGCUCGAAGUUCCUGUUCUCUCAGUCGAGCCUUGAAACGAUACACCACACACACCUACCCGCGUCUCGCCAGAUUUUUCCGCCUUCUGACUUCUUAUACAAACAUGUAAAUCCGUGGCUGCACGCACGCCUGCUCAACAGUCUCCGCCUCCAUUUUCCUUCGCCUACAUCCUCUCAGGAUCCUUUCCACAAUGCCGAUGGUUACCGCCGACACCGAUUUACCCAAGUUGCUCGACACCCCCGCGAAGCAGGUCAAAUGGGUAAAGAAGCUGGUCGCCGAGCAUCUGAAAAGUGCUGCGAAGCGCAUCGACAAGCCUCCUAUGCAGGGAAUGUUCAGCAGGACCCUGUUCGUUACCCUCGCUGACGGCCGUGAGGUGGUUGUGCAAUUUCGUACCGAAGCGCUUGACAUCAACGCGUUCAAGAUCGCCAAGGCGGCGCUAGGCUCAUUUGUCCCGGAUGCUGAAGCUCUCGGCAAUGAAGAGUUAGAGAGCGCGCGGGCCUGGGCUUACUCCCUAACCCUCAUGCCCGGCAAGAUGUGGCUGCGUGGAGUUGCCGGGAAGGGAGCCGAAGGGCGUAUUGCCGUCAACAAGUCAUUAGGCCGCGUCUUUUCGAAGGGCUUUCUCGCCGACAACAGCUGUGAAGCUGUCGAAACCAAGCUUCGACCGCACCUGGACGCCAUUUUAGCGUCGCCGUUGGAAGAUAUCCUUCCCUAUAAAGCGACUGUUGAGAGCUUCGCCAAGAGGCUUGAUGAGUUUGCCCAGCUCCCGCUGUGGGUUGCCCAUUACGAUCUUAACGACGUGAACGUGCUCAUCGACGAGAAAUGCGAGGUUACCGCCUUGAUCGACUGGGAACUAUCCACCCCGCUGCCUUUCGGGGCCGGCUUCGGCCGCAUCCACACCAUUGCCGGCGAAUACACCGGAGGCGAGUUCUGGAUGCCGGAAGAAUUCGAGGUUGCGGAAAGGGGCUUCUGGACGGAGCUGUUCGACGGAAUGCCGGAACACAUUCGAACGAUGCUGGAAAAAAGCAUUGACCUGGUCCAGGAUGUUGUCAUACUUGCGACCUUGCUAAGUUGCUUUUUCUUUGAGGAUGGGAAGGUCGGUGUUGGCCAGGUUACCUUGAAGGCACUCCCGAAAUUUAUGACCUAUCGAAUCCCUUUUGUCCGAGGGCAGGAGCAGCCGUAUAGAGAAUAGUAUGAAGUUGGGAUAGAAUGUGACAGGGAACAUAGAGGAAUAGCUGAGAUUUACAUCUAAAGGCACAUGGCAAGCAAAACGCUACCUAGCAGAGUUCCUACAAGAACGUGAUAAGAA